Saccostrea cuccullata (small rock oyster) is the source of this 1512-nucleotide messenger RNA. RefSeq names its product lysophospholipase-like protein 1. Gene Ontology annotation, biological process: protein depalmitoylation. The coding region runs from base 38 to 736 and encodes 232 amino acids. The record is from RefSeq and is a predicted model, not a curated record. Gene Ontology annotation, molecular function: palmitoyl-(protein) hydrolase activity; carboxylic ester hydrolase activity. NCBI's taxonomy places the organism in Eukaryota, Metazoa, Mollusca, Bivalvia, Ostreida, Ostreidae. The transcript is spliced from 5 exons. Gene Ontology annotation, cellular component: cytoplasm.
GGUGACUAGUUCAACAGGUAGAACUUACUAUCAUACUAUGGGUAGCAGGUGGAGGGUUUUACCUAGAAUAAUUUCUCAAUCAGGGCCAAGAAACAGCGCCUCGGUAAUAUGGCUGCAUGGUUCAGGUGACACGGGGCCUGGUAUUUUGGAAUGGAUAAACAUGGUAUGGAAAGAAGAGUUUAAGUUUCCACACAUUAAAUUAAUAUUCCCAUCAGCUGAUCCUAUUCCUUACACUCCCAAUAAUGGUCAGGUAUCUACAGUGUGGUUUGAUCGACAAAAAAUUUCACCCUUUGUGCCAGAAAAUUUACCUUCUAUAGAUGCCUCAGCAACAAAACUGAAUGAGCUUAUCCAGGCAGAAGUUGAUCUUGGAAUUCCACUCUCAAGGAUUAUCAUAGGUGGUUUUUCUAUGGGUGGUGCCAUGGCAUUACAUCAAGUAUACAGGUAUCAGAAGCAGGUAGCUGGCUGUUUUGCCCUUUCAAGUUUUCUAAAUGAAGGCUCUGUAGUAUACAAGGAAGUUGAAAAUAUCCAAAACAAGUCAUCCCUUCCCCCGUUGUUUCAGUGUCAUGGGACCAGAGAUGAAUUAGUUUUGUUUGACUGGGGUACAGAGACAUUCAAAACAUUAACAAACUUGGGCAUUUCUGGAGAAUUUCAAGAAUUUAACAUUUUUCAUGAAUUCAAUAAGAAGGAAUUGACACUACUGAGAGAGUGGAUACUUACUAAAUUACCUCCGGAUUAAACAACUUAAUACCUGUGUGAUAUAUUUCCUUCAUACAAUCUUCAAAGAAUUUAAUCACAACCUUAAAUCACUUUAAAUAUUGUUAAGUUUUUAAAGACAAAUGAAAAUCUACUUGUUUUUGGUUAUAAACUUAUUGAUUUUACUUAUAGCAAAUAUAUCUUUUACUUAUAUUGACUCGAUCGGAUUUAAAUCUUGGGACAUAGUGAGCCAAUCAUGGACGUUGAUGUCCUUCGGUUGAAGGAAAUGUUAUUUCAACCUUGCCGUAUGUUCGAUCGAAUUGUACUGUUGAAAAAUUAACCUGCCUUGUUCUUUACUGCUGCAAUAAUGGUGCUAACACAGGCUGAAGAAUUCCGUAUACUUACCUACUGGAAGCGCGGGCUCCAUUCAAAAUGAUUAGUUGUUAGCGAAAAUUGUGGUUAAUUGAACUCCUCCAAAUCUGUCGCGUUCUAGGACACAGUUGUCUACAAAACGACUCUAAUCUCGACAUCAGCGACAGCCGUCUGCGUUGCUAACAUUAGAUCUCGAGUCAUUGAGUCCAAUUGGCGGUGAUUUAGAUUUUGUCUGCCCCAUUGCAAUCUGUAACAGUGGUGAUGCGUCUAAGUUGUAUCCCUUGUAAGGUCCUCUGCAGCGGAUACUAUUACCAUGGCGUAUUAGUAUUCCAGAAACUUUUCAUGUACUUAGAUUCUAAAAGUAAAAGUUUAAGGCUUGAACAGUUGUUGAAGCGAGGUUGAUUCUCACAGAAAUUAUUUUUGUAUUAUUCUGAUAAGGAACAAAAA